This is a messenger RNA of Salvia hispanica, 2343 nucleotides long. Its product is annotated as putative metal-nicotianamine transporter YSL7. NCBI's taxonomy places the organism in Eukaryota, Viridiplantae, Streptophyta, Magnoliopsida, Lamiales, Lamiaceae. Gene Ontology annotation, molecular function: oligopeptide transmembrane transporter activity. The record is from RefSeq and is a predicted model, not a curated record. Gene Ontology annotation, cellular component: membrane.
AUACUCACGAUUUAUAUUUAGACCAUGCGUUCACAUUCUCUAUAUAUCUCUCUCUUUUAAAUUUAAACCCAAACUCAAAAUUCGAAAAGUAUCAAAAAAUCCUUAUGGAUCGGUCGUCGAGCGUGAAGAAGAAGACGGACGGAGACGAGGCGGAGAGGAGCAUCGCGGCGCCACAGCAGCAAGAGCGGGGCGAGGAUGAGUCGGUGGAGAGGAUUUUCGAGAGCAAGGAGGUGCCGUCGUGGCAGAGGCAGCUGACGCUGCGGGCGUUCGUGGUCAGCUUCAUUCUCGCCAUUCUCUUCACCUUCAUCGUGAUGAAGCUGAAUCUGACGACCGGGAUCGUCCCUUCGCUCAACGUCUCGGCCGGCCUCCUCGGAUUCUUCUUCGUCAAGACGUGGACCAAAUUCCUCGAGAAAUCCGGCUUUCUCAAGCAGCCCUUUACCAGGCAGGAGAACACCGUCAUUCAGACCUGCGUCGUCGCCUCCUCCGGCAUCGCCUUCAGCGGAGGCUUUGGAAGCUACCUUUUUGGUAUGAGUGAAGUUAUCGCCAAACAAACAACCGAAGAUAAUAACCCUCAGAAUAUUAAGAAUCCUCAACUUUCAUGGAUGAUUGGGUUCCUAUUCGUCGUUAGCUUUUUGGGACUCUUCGCUGUUGUACCUCUUCGGAAGAUAAUGAUCAUUGAUUUCAAACUCACUUAUCCAAGUGGUACUGCAACUGCUCAUCUCAUCAACAGCUUUCACACUCCUCAGGGAGCCAAGCUAGCUAAGAAACAAGUAAGAACUUUGGGGAAGUUCUUCUCCUUCAGCUUCCUCUGGGGUUUCUUCCAGUGGUUUUUCACUGCAGCAGAUGAUUGCGGAUUCGUGAAUUUCCCUACAUUUGGCCUUAAAGCUUAUGAUAACAAGUUCUACUUUGAUUUCUCUGCAACAUAUGUUGGUGUCGGUAUGAUAUGUCCGUAUCUCAUCAACGUAUCGCUGCUGGUUGGCGCUAUCCUGUCGUGGGGCAUUAUGUGGCCGCUCAUUAACAACCGGAAGGGCGACUGGUACUCUGCAGACUAUCCAACCAGCAGCCUUCAUGGCUUGCAAGGUUACAAGGUCUUCAUUGCCAUCGCCAUGAUUCUUGGCGACGGCCUCUACAACUUCGUUAAGGUUCUAGGUCGGACCUUAUUCGGGUUGUACCACCAACUACGCAGCAAAAGUGCAGCUCAAGACCUCCCGGUAGGUGGCAACACCCACACACCUCCUACUCUAUCGUACGAUGAUCAGCGUAGAAUCCAACUUUUUCACAAGGACCAAAUCCCUACUUGGGUUGCCAUUGCUAGCUACAUCACAAUUGCCGUAAUAUCUACUAUUAUUAUUCCUCACAUCUUCACCCCUCUAAAAUGGCACUACAUUGUGGUGAUAUACAUAUUCGCACCCGCACUAGGCUUCUGCAAUGCCUACGGAAUGGGCCUUACUGAUUGGUCGUUGGCUUCGACUUAUGGGAAGUUGGCGAUAUUUGUGAUCGGGGCGUGGGUUGGAGCUUCUCGCGGGGGUGUUCUGGCUGGUCUGGCUGCGUGUGGUGUGAUGAUGAACAUCGUGUCAACUGCCUCAGACCUGACGCAGGACUUCAAGACCGGGUACAUGACCCUGGCGUCUCCACGGUCUAUGUUCGUGAGCCAGAUAAUUGGUACUGCUAUGGGCUGCGUGAUCUCACCGUGUGUGUUCUGGCUCUUCUACAAGGCCUUUGAUGAUCUCGGGGUGAGUGGAUCGCAGUAUCCUGCUCCUUAUGCAGCCAUCUACCGCAACAUAGCGAUCUUGGGAGUGGACGGAACUUCAUCCCUGCCCAAGAACUGCCUCACGUUGUGCUACGUGUUCUUCGCUGGGGCGGUUGUGAUCAAUGCUAUCCGGGACGCGUUGGGGCCGAGAUGGGCGAGGUUCAUUCCCAUACCUAUGGCUAUGGCGAUCCCGUUCUAUCUCGGGGGAUAUUUCACCAUCGAUAUGUGUGUUGGGAGCUUGAUUCUUUUUGUCUGGGAGAGGAUCGACAAGGUGAAGGCGGAUGCAUUUGGGCCCGCGGUGGCUUCUGGACUGAUAUGCGGAGACGGGAUAUGGACGCUGCCGAGCUCGCUGCUGGCUUUGGGGGGCGUGAAGCCGCCUAUUUGCAUGAAGUUUCUGUCGAGAACAGCAAACGCAAGGGUUGACACGUUCUUGUAUGCUAGCUAAGCAUGUGUUUGUUUUGAGGCUUCAUCUAUUUGUUUACACUUUGCACAAUCGUAGUGUUUCUUGUUUUUGGAAAUGUGUAUAUAGAUAAGCAUAUAAUUUACUUAUUCAGAUAUAAGUAACUCAGUCAAAUGGGAGUACUUGUUCCAAA